This is a messenger RNA of Chlamydomonas reinhardtii, 1057 nucleotides long. RefSeq lists its product as uncharacterized. Gene Ontology annotation, biological process: translation. The record is from RefSeq and is a predicted model, not a curated record. Bases 42 to 557 code for a protein of 171 amino acids. Lineage: Eukaryota; Viridiplantae; Chlorophyta; Chlorophyceae; Chlamydomonadales; Chlamydomonadaceae. Gene Ontology annotation, cellular component: ribosome. The transcript has 5 exons. Gene Ontology annotation, molecular function: small ribosomal subunit rRNA binding; structural constituent of ribosome.
GUUGUAUUUAGCUGCUGCUCGUUGUUAGUUCAGUAGGCACGAUGGCCACUAUGCAGAAGAGCUCCGUGGCUGUGCGCUCCAGCAGCAGCGCCAACCUGGUUGCUGCCAGGCCCAUUGCCCAGCGUCUGUGCUUUCAGCCUGUGGUUCGCCAGAGCGCUCAGCAGCAGCGCAGCUCGGUCGGCCGCGCGAUGCCCAAGGUUGUGGCUGCCGCUGUGGCCGCGGACGCUGCUGCGGAGACCGUCAAGCUGCCUGCGGGCUACCAUUGGUAUGAGACCAUGAUUAUCCUGAAGCCUACGCUGAGCGACGAGGAGAGGGAUCGCGAGCUUGCCAAGUUCGAGGCGUACCUGAACAAGGAGGAGUGCUUCAACAUUAACGCUCUGGUGCGGGGCCGCAGCAAGCUGGCGUACCCCAUCAAGAAGGAGUGGGAGGGCAUCUACGUGCUGUACAGCUACCUGGCCCGCCGCCAGACUGCUCGCGCUGUGCAGCAGCUCCUAUCCAACCCGGAGGCCGGUGCUGAGGACACUGUCCUGCGCCACAUCACCCUGUGCAAGCAGUAAAAGCAUAUGCACCGCAAUAGCGGCAGAGGCAUGGAUGGAGCUUGGUUGCAGGUGGUUUUAUGCCGCGGCGCAGCAGGGGCGGCCAGCGGCGAAAUAGGUGCCCGGAAGCUGUGGGCGCCAGCCGAGAGGAGCAACAACUGGGGCUCGACGGCGUGUACGCAGAUGCACAGCAGGGCAGUGUAGCGUCGGGGAGGCGUCCUCGAAGAGCAGAAGAUAUGACUGUUGGGUUCAGGUGGAGCCCCCGCAAGGAGGAGCCGGCUGCCGCCUCUCAGAAGCAGCUGUUUGGCGCAGUGGAUGCGGAGGACGUGCAAUGGAAAUUAGAUGCAGAUGGGGUGGGAUGACUCUGGUAAAUGCCAGAGGGUUUUAGGAGGAGGCCAAGUGUCAGCUUGGGAUUGAGUGCUCGCGUCGUGUGUUUUGGGAUAUCAUGCCCCGGUUUUUGGCGUUCCUACCGGUGCGGCGUGAGUAUUGGACGUGUCUGGCACGUGUAAACGUGGAAAGCC